Molecule: messenger RNA, 897 nt
Organism: Eublepharis macularius
Lineage: Eukaryota; Metazoa; Chordata; Lepidosauria; Squamata; Eublepharidae
Gene: OTX2
Product: orthodenticle homeobox 2
Exons: 3
Coding region: 1-897 (298 amino acids)
Biological process (GO): regulation of transcription by RNA polymerase II; multicellular organism development
Cellular component (GO): nucleus
Molecular function (GO): RNA polymerase II cis-regulatory region sequence-specific DNA binding; DNA-binding transcription factor activity, RNA polymerase II-specific
Source: RefSeq, a predicted model, not a curated record
AUGAUGUCGUAUCUUAAGCAACCACCUUACGCCGUCAACGGACUGAGUCUUACCACCUCUGGCAUGGAUCUGCUCCACCCGUCCGUUGGGUACCCAGACCCUCUGCCUGGCUUUUUUCCCCCAGCCACCCCUCGCAAGCAACGGAGGGAACGUACCACCUUCACCCGGGCCCAGCUAGACGUCCUGGAAGCUCUCUUCGCUAAGACCCGCUACCCAGACAUCUUCAUGCGGGAGGAGGUGGCCCUCAAAAUCAAUCUCCCGGAGUCCAGAGUGCAGGUGUGGUUCAAAAACCGUCGAGCCAAGUGCCGCCAACAGCAGCAGCAACAACAGAAUGGCGGACAGAACAAAGUGAGGCCUGCAAAGAAGAAAAGUUCUCCCGCUAGAGAAGUGAGUUCGGAGAGCGGGACCAGCGGGCAGUUCACUCCUCCGUCCAGCACCUCGGUCCCAACCAUUUCUAGCAGCAGUGCUCCUGUCUCCAUCUGGAGUCCAGCCUCUAUCUCCCCGCUCUCAGACCCCCUGUCGACAUCAUCUUCAUGCAUGCAGAGGUCCUACCCGAUGACCUACACUCAGGCUUCAGGUUACAGCCAAGGAUAUGCCGGUUCGACCUCCUAUUUUGGAGGUAUGGACUGCGGAUCUUAUCUGACCCCUAUGCACCACCAGCUCCCCGGACCGGGGGCUGCCCUUAGCCCCAUGGGCACCAAUGCUGUCGCCAGUCAUCUCAACCAGUCCCCAGCUUCACUUUCCACCCAGGGCUAUGGAGCUUCCAGUUUGGGGUUUAACUCAACUACUGAUUGCUUGGAUUAUAAGGACCAAACCGCAUCCUGGAAACUGAACUUCAACGCUGACUGCUUGGAUUAUAAAGACCAGACAUCUUCCUGGAAGUUCCAGGUUUUGUGA